AUGUCUCUCUACACUUUUCCCUCAUAUUCGCUCUGCGGCCGAAGAUUCUGUCCUGUGCCCAGUCUUGUUGAUGAUUUUCUGGAAGAUUUCGACAUCAUCGAAAGAGCUCUGAGACCUUUGCAAACGUCUAUGGCCUUUCAACACAAGGACGAUUCCCCUGGAUGCUUAGGUAAGGUUGUUGAUGACGAGUCCAAGUUGGCCAUCUCCUUGAAUGUCGCAAAUUUCAAGCCGGAAGACCUUAAGGUGGACCUGGAUGGGAGAAUCCUUAAAAUCGAAGGGAAACAGAAAGUCAAGGAGGAGAACGGAUACUCAUCGAGGUCCUUUAUACGUCAGUGGACUCUUCCUGACAAUGUGGAUGUGGAGCAAAUAAAACCGUCUAUAACUGAAGAUGGCCAUCUUUGCAUCGAGGCCCCCAAAAUCACCAAGCCAUCCAUCACCUCCAGGAACAUACCGAUAGAGAAGGCUGAUAAGUAA
Messenger RNA from Necator americanus (New World hookworm), 474 nucleotides. RefSeq lists its product as uncharacterized. The record is from RefSeq and is a predicted model, not a curated record. Gene Ontology annotation, cellular component: cytoplasm; nucleus. NCBI's taxonomy places the organism in Eukaryota, Metazoa, Nematoda, Chromadorea, Rhabditida, Ancylostomatidae. The coding region runs from base 1 to 474 and encodes 157 amino acids. Gene Ontology annotation, biological process: response to heat; IRE1-mediated unfolded protein response; protein refolding. The transcript has 3 exons.